AUGGACGACACCGCAGACGAUUGCGGCGACAGCAGCUUGGAGGCAAAAGCAGGUCCGGAUGGGGAGCCGGGAGGUCCCCAAGGGGAGCCGGCGGGGAUGUCUGCUCCUCCCAGGACGGAGGAAUGCCGAAUCUGCUACGGCCCUUUCGACGUGGAGUGCCGCCCGCCCCGACAGCUCGAGUGCCUCCACACUUUCUGCCUGGAUUGCCUGAGCCAGGUACACCAAGCCGAGCGCUGCAGGCGCGGCCUCCGCCACAGUAAUCCCGGCGCGGCCACCAUCACUUGCCCGCUCUGCAGGCACCGGACAGCCCUGCCAGACGGCCGCGUGUCCAACCUGCCCGUCGACCGCGCACUGGCCGCCACAACCUGCCCGCUGCCUCCAAAGCCCUUGCAGCCUGUUCGGCCUUCGCAAGCGGCGGUCCAGCCUGCCCAGCAGCGCCCCCUGCCGGACCAGGGCGGCGGCAGGAGCAGCAGCGACCGGACGGCGCCCCAGCCGCUUCCUUCUUCAGUUCCCGACGGAGAAGCGGAGCCGGGCUCGGGAUGCCACACUUGCCACGGUCGCCCCCAGCGGCUCGUGGAGAAAAUUCCUUGGGUGUGGGUCGCCUUCUGCCUCCUCUUCGGGGCGUUCUUCUCCAUAGCGUUCAUUAGCGCUCUGCUGUGGAACUGGAGCCCGUGGGUCCUAUUCCUGGGGGCCUCCCUCUGCUGCAUCUUGCCCUGUUGCCUCAUCCUCUGCUACACAGAGAUUAGGAGAUACCAGAGGGAAUCCCCUCCUUGCCCACCCUGCCUGGUCCUUCCCUUUUAG
Podarcis lilfordi (Lilford's wall lizard) is the source of this 801-nucleotide messenger RNA. The record is from the annotation of a GenBank genome assembly. Lineage: Eukaryota; Metazoa; Chordata; Lepidosauria; Squamata; Lacertidae.